AUGGCUCAGCUCCAAUGGCUCUGGGAAAACUAUAGACCAUUCCUCCUCUGUGUAUCCAUUUUCAUACCUCUAUUGAUGAGACUUCUCUUUGUAAACAACUCAAGAAAGAGAAAAUCCAAUCUACCUCCUGGUCCUCUUACCAUACCCUUCAUUGGAAAUCUCCACCAGCUUGGCACCACGCCUCACAUAUCUUUACAAAGCCUUGCACACAAAUAUGGACCCAUAAUUUUCCUACAACUUGGACAAAUCCCAACAGUGGUUGUUUCAUCAGCUAGACUAGCAAAAGAAAUAUUGAAAACUCAUGAUCUUGCACUUGCAAGCCGGCCACAGUUGUUUUCAGCUAAGUACCUUUUUUACAACUGCACAGAUAUUGCUUUUGCUCCUUACAGUGCUUAUUGGAGGCAUGUGAGGAAAAUUUGCAUACUUGAGCUUCUAAGUGUCAAAAGAGUAAACUCAUAUAGUGCUGUUAGAGAAGAAGAAGUUUCUAGUUUAGUUCAAAGGGUUGCAGGGUGUUAUCCAGGAACUACCAAUUUGUCUAAGAUGUUGGGACAGUAUGCAAAUAAUGCUGUUUGCCGUGUGGCUUUUGGAAGGGACUUUUCAGAAGGAGGAGAGAGUGAAAAACAUGGGUUCCAAAAGAUGCUUGAUGAGUCUCAGGAACUCCUUGGAGGAUUCAGUGUUGGUGACUUUUUUCCUUCGCUCGAGUUCAUACAUAGCUUGACAGGUAUGAAAGCGAGACUCAUACAUACUUCAAGAAAAUUCGAUCAGCUCUUCGAUCAGAUAGUGAAUGAACACAGGGCUUGCAAUAAACUAAAGGAGCAUAAGGACCUUGUAGAUAUUUUACUUGAAGUGCAGAAGAAUGGUUCGGGCGAGAGCGAAACGCCUCUCACCACUGAUAAUAUCAAGGCAAUAAUCCUGGAUAUGUUUGCUGCUGGAACUGAUACAACAUUCAUUACCCUUGAUUGGGCAAUGACAGAGCUGCUAAUGAAUGCUCCAGUUAUGGAAAAAGCACAAAAGGAAGUGCGUAGCAUUCUGCGAGAAAGAAGAGUUGUUGAAGAAACUGACCUGCAUCAACUGCAGUACAUGAGAGCUGUAAUUAAAGAGACAUUUCGCUUGCAUCCUGCAGUACCGGUAUUAGUCCCAAGAGAAUCUAUGGAAGAUAUUACAGUAGAAGGGUACGCAAUUCCAGCUAAAACAAGAAUUUUUGUCAAUGCUUGGGCGAUUGGUAGGAAUUCGGAAAGUUGGGAAGAUCCCGCUGCAUUUAAACCAGAGAGAUUUUUAGAGAGUAAAAUUGAUUAUAAGGGGCGGGAUUUUGAGCUAAUACCAUUUGGGGCAGGGAGAAGAGGUUGUCCAGCUAUUACAUUUGCCAUUGCAGUUAUUGAGCUUGGUCUUGCACAACUACUCUAUAGCUUUGACUGGGAGCUUCCUCCUGGUAUUACAGCAAAAGACUUGGAUCUCGCUGAAGUUUUUGGCAUCUCAAUGCACAGGAGAGAAAAUCUUCUUGUUGUUGCUAAGCCUUAUUUUCUGUGA
Molecule: messenger RNA, 1527 nt
Organism: Vicia faba (fava bean)
Lineage: Eukaryota; Viridiplantae; Streptophyta; Magnoliopsida; Fabales; Fabaceae
Source: the annotation of a GenBank genome assembly